Pipistrellus nathusii (Nathusius's pipistrelle) is the source of this 2148-nucleotide messenger RNA. NCBI's taxonomy places the organism in Eukaryota, Metazoa, Chordata, Mammalia, Chiroptera, Vespertilionidae. The record is from the annotation of a GenBank genome assembly.
AUGAACCAAGCCUCGGGGGACAUAUGCUCAAGUACUGUGGCUGCAUUGGUUUCCCCCUGUGUCGCAGCCAGAGACUACCGGGAAAUGGAGGUUUCUCGGCCAGGACACAUGGGUACUCACCCACCAAGCCUCAUGGAAGCUGUGACAUUUGGUGAUGUGGCUGUGCACUUCUCACGGGAGGAGUGGCAGUGCCUGGACCCUGGCCAGAGGGCCCUCUACAAGGAGGUGAUGCUGGAGAACCACAGCAGUGUGGCCGGACUAGCAGGAUUUCUGCUUUUCAAGCCUGAGCUGAUCUCCCGGCUGGAGCAAGGGCAAGAGCCAUGGGUCCUUGACCUGCAGGGAACAGAGGCGAGAGAGGCACGAAGGACCCUCCAGACAGAUUCUCCAAUAAGCACUGAUGGUGAGCAGGCUGGUGAAGAUGUGCACUUGCUAAAAUCAGAAUCUCUGACAGCGAUGGUCAAAAUGACCCCUUGGGAUUAUCCUCAGAGUCCUGGAUUUGGAGACAUGUCUGAUCCCGAGGUCUGGCCAGAGAGUAAGCUAAGCUCUCUCUUUCAGAAACACCACUUGCACACAGGGACUGUGGCUUCCAGAAAGACCUCUGCCAAGGAGGAUAAGCAGGGACAUGUCAGCCUGGGUUGUCAACCUGAGAAAAGUCAGGAGGUUGCUGUAGACAGGCCAUCUCGAAGAUGCGAUGUGUGUGGCAGCAGUUUCAGAUUCAUGGCUCUGCCUCACUUCGGUGGACAGAAGAAAUGUAACAGAUGUCAGGAGUGUGAGAAAAAGUUGUCUGAUUGCUUUAAGGGGAAACAUCAAACUAACUGCCAUAGAGAAAAGUCAUAUGGGUGUGGGGAAUGUGGGAAACUCUUCAGGUUGUGCUCACAGCUUAAUCAGCAUCAGAGAAUCCACACUGGAGAGAAACCAUUCAAAUGCAUAGAGUGUGGGAAAGCCUUUCGCCUGAGCUCAAAACUUAUUCAACAUCAAAGAAUUCAUACUGGAGAGAAACCCUACAGGUGUGAGGAGUGUGGAAAAGCCUUUGGUCAGAGCUCCAGUCUUAUCCACCAUCAGAGGGUACACACAGGAGAGAGGCCCUAUGGCUGUCGUGAGUGUGGGAAGGCCUUCAGCCAGCAGUCUCAGCUGGUCAGACACCAGAGGACUCACACUGGAGAGAGGCCCUACUCAUGCCAGGAAUGUGGGAAGGCCUUCAGUCAGAGUUCAACUCUGGCUCAGCACCAGCUGAUGCACACUGGGGAGAAGCCUCCAGUUCCAAAAACCCUGGAUGGUGCCAGCCUUGUUGCACACCAGAGAAUCCACGCUGCAGAGAAGCCAUUUAAAUGUGAUGAGUGUGGGAAGGCUUUCAGGUGGGUCUCUCGGCUUAGUCAGCACCAGCUGAUUCACACUGGAGAGAAACCAUAUAAAUGCAACAAAUGUGCAAAAGCCUUUGGUUGUAGCUCACGGCUUAUUCGACACCAAAGAACUCACACUGGAGAAAAACCUUUCAAAUGUGAUGAGUGUGGGAAGGGCUUUGUCCAGGGCUCACACCUGAUUCAGCACCAGAGAAUUCACACCGGAGAGAAGCCCUAUGAGUGUAGUGAUUGUGGAAAAGCCUUCAGCCAGAGUUCAAGCCUCAUUUACCAUCAGAGAAUCCACAAGGGAGAGAAACCCUACGAGUGCCUGGAAUGUGGAAAAGCCUUCAGUAUGAGCACACAGCUCACAAUUCAUCAGAGGGUUCACACUGGGGAGAGACCCUAUAAAUGUGGUGAGUGCGGGAAAGCCUUUAGUCAGAACUCAACCCUUUUCCAACACCAGAUAAUUCAUGCUGGAGUAAAGCCUUAUGGAUGCAAUGAGUGUGGGAAAGCCUUUAGUCGAAGUUCAUACCUUAUUGAGCACCAGAGGAUUCACACACGUGCCCAAUGGUACCAUGAAUAUGGGGGCACCCUCGAGGGUUCUACCCAUGUGAGCCGUAAAAAAGUUAACACUGUAAAGAAACUACACAAGUGUAAUGAAUGUGAGAAAAUAUUCAGAUGGCGCUCCCAUCUCAUUAUACAUCAGAGGAUUCACACUGGAGAGAAGCCUUAUAAAUGUAAUGAAUGUGGCAAAGCCUUUAAUCGGAGCUCAAGGCUCACUCAGCAUCAGAAGAUUCAUAUGGGAUAG